CAUGAAUCUGUAAACAGGCCCUUAUCCCUGACUCAGCUUCUCGCCCUGGCUCCUAUUUUCGAGAUCUUUCUGACACAGUGUGCACGACGUGUUCAACGGCGAACCAACCUCGUCUCAGCCUUAUCCCUGCAGCUAUUGUCACUGCUAAUCAAUAUGUUGUUUGCUCGCACUCCUAGUAGCCGCGACGCGUAGGAGGUCGCGUAUGUUCCAGUAGUUCGAGCGCGACGCGGUGCCGCCAUGGGAGUGCAGGGCUUGUGGGAGCUGCUGGCGCCUGUCGGCCGACGAGUGUCCGUAGAGGCUCUCGCCAACAAGACUGUAGCCGUCGACGCGAGCAUCUGGCUAAUGCAGUUCGUGAAGGCGAUGCGCGACGAGCGCGGCGAGGCGGUGCAGGGCGCGCACCUGCUGGGCUUCCUGCGGCGCCUGUGCAAGCUGCUCUUCCUGCGCAUCCGCCCGCUCGUCGUCUUCGACGGCGCCACGCCCGCGCUGAAGCGGCGCACCGUCAUUGCGCGGCGGCGGCAGCGCGAGAACGCGCAGAUCAACCUGAGGAAGACCGCGGAGAAGCUGCUGCUCAACCAGGAGCGGAGGGACAGCGAGGAGGGGUCGCGGGGGGAGCAGGAACACCCUGAUGCUCUCCUGGCAGCAUCGCUGGCAGCUGAGUGGGCAGGGCAAAGCGUGAGCCCCUUAGGUGCGGGACCUGACGUGGCAGGCACCUCCCGUGAUGUUGCUGCUGCUGCUGCUGCUGCUGCUGCUGCUGCUGCUGCUGCUGCUGCUGCUGGCGGUGGUGAGGCUGCCAGGGAGGCAGUGAGGGUGGAGGGAGGAGACGGUGGCAGUGAUGGGGACAAUCACGAUCACGAUGAUGAUCAUGAUGAUGACUUGGGCGAAGAAGCCAUGGCUCUCCUACGCUAUCAUCUGGGGGAGGCGCACCUCUGGACCCUGCAGUGCUGGCGUCGCUUCCGCCCUCCCUGCAGCUGCAGCUGAUGGUGCAGGUGGGUGUGGGUGCU
Molecule: messenger RNA, 1001 nt
Organism: Closterium sp. NIES-67
Lineage: Eukaryota; Viridiplantae; Streptophyta; Zygnematophyceae; Desmidiales; Closteriaceae
Source: the annotation of a GenBank genome assembly